CUUCAUUGAGGGCUGAGUGGAGAGAUGGACCCGGAUCCCUCCUAUGCUUGCACUCACAUUAAAUCGUCAAAUCGUCAAAUUUCCUGGUCACAUUGCCGACUUGAUUACUGCAUUACACACCAAUCCAAUGCCAGCCCCAUGAGCUUGUGAAAACCAAGGUAAACUGUGAUCAAGCUGCCUGGCAUUGAGGUUUUGAUUCAAACACAAAGACCUCCGGCCCUCAGGCCUAUUCUGUUCAAUGCUCGAUGCCAACCCUUCAUUCCCACCAAUUCCUUGUUAAAGCUUGAGUCUUAACUCCCCCUGCCUUGCCUUUUCAGUGCUCAGCCUCAUUGGAAAGAGGGAGAAAAGAAUAUAAGGGCCAAGAUGGAUUCAUCCAAUGGUUUGAAUCGACCGCUGGACAUUGUACCAAUCACUGAUGAGAAGAUGAAGGACAGGGGCCAGUGGAGUAAUAAACUGGAGUUUGUGCUUUCAGUAGCUGGAGAAAUUAUUGGAUUAGGGAACGUGUGGCGCUUCCCUUACCUCUGUUAUAAAAAUGGAGGAGGUGCUUUCUUCAUCCCAUACUUAAUUUUCCUCGCCACUUGCGGAAUCCCAGUGUUCUUUCUAGAGACAGCACUGGGGCAGUACACCAGUGAGGGGGGAGUUACCUGCUGGAGGAAAAUCAGCCCAUUGUUUGAAGGAAUCGGUUAUGCAACUCAAGUCAUAGUAGCCUUACUGAAUAUCUAUUACAUAAUCGUUCUGGCCUGGGGGAUCUUUUAUCUGUCCUUUUCCUUCUCUUGGGACCUGCCAUGGUCCUCCUGCAACAACACCUGGAACACAGAUAAGUGCAUGGAAUUUCAGCGAAGGCACGAUUCCAUCGACCAGAGUCAUAUGGAGAAUGUAACCUCCCCAGUUACUGAAUUUUGGGAGAGAAGAGUCUUGCGGAUUUCCUCGGGUAUCGAUGAAAUUGGAGAGCUGCACUGGGACAUGGUCAUGUGUCUGCUGCUUGCAUGGAUUCUUUGCUACUUCUGCAUUUGGAAGGGCGUCAAGUCUACUGGAAAGGUGGUUUAUUUCACUGCGACCUUUCCAUAUUUAAUGCUGCUGAUUCUGCUAAUCAGAGGGAUUACAUUGCCGGGGGCAUCACGGGGCAUCCAGUUUUAUCUUUACCCUGAUCUAGGACGUCUGGCUGAUCCACAGGUAUGGAUGGAUGCAGGAACACAAAUCUUUUUCUCUUAUGCCAUCUGUCUGGGCUGUUUGACAGCACUUGGUAGCUACAAUAAAUACAACAACAACUGUUACAGAGAUUGUGUGGCGUUAUGCUUCCUGAACAGUGGCACAAGUUUUGUGGCUGGAUUUGCAAUUUUUUCUAUCCUGGGUUUCAUGUCUUUUGAGCAAAACGUCCCUAUUUCAGAGGUAGCAGAAUCAGGCCCUGGAUUGGCUUUCAUUGCUUAUCCACGUGCUGUUUCCAUGAUGCCUUUCUCUCCUCUGUGGGCCUGUUUUUUCUUCAUUAUGAUUGUGCUGCUCGGCCUGGACAGUCAGUUUGUCUGUGUGGAGAGUCUGGUGACGGCGGUAAUCGACAUGUACCCGUCAGUGUUUCGUCGUAAAAACCGCAGAGAACUUCUGAUCCUUGCUGUGGCCCUCUUCUCCUUUCUCAUGGGAUUGAUCAUGCUGACAGAGGGUGGUAUGUAUGUCUUCCAGCUGUUUGACUACUAUGCAGCCAGUGGGACAUGCCUUCUCUUUGUUGGCAUUUUUGAGACUAUUUGCAUUGCUUGGGUUUAUGGUGCUGAUCGUUUUUAUGACAACAUUGAGGACAUGAUUGGUUAUCGACCUGGACCCUACAUUAAGUACUGCUGGUUGUUCCUGACUCCAGCCACUUGUUUAGGUACCUUUGCCUUCUCUUUGAUUAAGUAUACUCCAUUGAAGUACAACAAUGAGUAUGUGUAUCCAUGGUGGGGUUAUACAUUGGGCUGGCUUCUGGCUUUGUCAUCCAUGGUCUGUAUCCCUCUGUGGAUCGUAUAUAAGAUGGGCACUGCCAAAGGAACGCUAAGAGAGAGAUUCCAUGAGCUGACCAAGCCAUCCCCUGAUCUGCCCAUAACACGGCAGGAGCAGGAGAAACUACAGGUUAUAUUUGUUGCUGAUGGGGAUGGUCUUCCACUGAGAAGAGUUUCUACCAAGGAUGGAUACUUUCCCGUCAGUGAGAAGGAAUCGCAAUGCUGAAUGCCUCAAUGGCAAGAGACAAUGCAGGAUGUUUAUGUUACUUUUAAAGUGGUCCUCGAAUGCCUUUUGUUUAUACCUCACACUGCUGAUGACAACCAAAUAGCAGCAACCGAGAGGAAUGAAAACCUUUUAAGUGGAUCUUAGAAAAGGCUAUAUCGCCCUCUAUGGGCAACUUUUCGGUUAACAUACUAUUUUCUCCACAGGGAGGGGGCCAAUAGCCUUUUAGUAAGCAGUGCAAUUUUUCAUUAUAAAAAUUUUUUAAACCAUUAAAAGUUACCUAGUCCUUGUUAAUGUCUGUGGGUUCCAUGGCUUAUGUUUUUUUCCUUUCACUUCAGAAACAUGGAAGUAGAUGAAUUGGUUAUGUAAAAUUAUCCUAAGUGUGAACAAGUGUGUAAGUAGUAUGCAUAGGGUCCAGUAACAUGCUGGUAUCGGGUUAAGGUUUGUCCCCAUCAAGUACAUAGUUGUGAUGUGGAUGUUCUUUGGAUUCACUGCAAAUAUGACCAGGAUAAAUGGAUGCUAUAUAUUUUGCCUAAUAGUUUUAGAUACAACCCUAGGUGGUGUAAUCUGGGGGUUUGAGUUAUGGACAAUGAUCUAGAAUACAGGAAGUGGUAGCUCAGAGGUUAAGACAUCGGACUUCUAGUUGGACAGUUCGGAAGUCCAAAUCCAUGCACCACCAAGCUGCCAAGCUGCCACUGCUGGGUCUUUGAGCCAACCCUAUAACAAAUUAUAUGAUUGGUAGUCACUUUGUGUCUUCCAAAAUGCCAUAAAUGUAAAUGAUUCAUCAUUUUACAUACUUUUUGGUAGAGUUGGUAGAUUAUUUAAAGUUGAUUAUCCCUGAAGGAAGUAUAGACGAGUGUCAGCCACAAAUCAUGUCGUAAAAUUACAUUUUGUAAUUAAUACCCUAUAUAUAAUUUAAUCGUUCGAAAUAUAACCUUUAUACAGAUUGUAAUUUUUUUGAUCUAAUUAUACUAAAUCUCUAUGGAUCUAUAUUGAUAUACACUGACUAGGCAUAACGGUAUGGCCGCUCUUCAGGCAUAACAUUAUGACCGCCUGCCUAAUACUGUGUUUGUCCUCCUGACCCUUUAAACAUUUUCGCCAUUAACUUCUUCAGCAAAUUGAGCUACCGGAGCUCAUCUGUUGGAUCGGACCAAACGUGCCGGCCCUCGCUUCUCGCGUGCAUCAGUGAGCCUCAGCCGCCCAUGGCCCUGUCGCCGGUUCACCACUGUUCCUUUCUUUGUGCACUUUUGAUAGAUACUGAACACUGCAGAACAGGAACAUCCCACAAGAGCUGCAGUUUUGGAGAUGAUCUCACCGUCUGACCGCUCAAAUCCUUACGCGAUUUUUCCUGCUACUAACACAUCAACCUUGAGGACAAAAUAUUCACUUGCUGUCUAAUAAAUGUAUCCCACUUAUUAACAGGUACCAUGAUGAAGAAAUAAUCAGUGUUAUUCACUUUACCGCUUAUAAUGUUAUGAGUGAUCGCUGUAUGUGUUGUUAUGGUUUAUUUUUAUUACGUUACCCCAUACACAGUUUAAUUGUGUCUUUAUAUUUGGAAUUUACUCUCCAGUAGGAGUUUACUGGGAUUAAAAAUUAAAGCCAGUGAAAUUUAUUCACACUAACUGGCAUAGUAAUAGAAUUUUAAUUCGACCAGUAAUAGAGAUUUAUACAUACUUUUUACGUUAGAACAGAAAAUAUGUUGUGAUACUUUUGUGAUACAUGAACAUGAAACUGUAAACUGGAUAUACCAGAUACCAAUUAUUUAAAAAUGCAUGAACAAAUUAAUUCUUAAAAUAAGUUGCAUACUCUAAAAGUAUUUCAGCCUAGACUAAGCAUUGCUAUUACUAAAGUAUGUAGGACUGCUAUUUCCUGAUUAAAAAAAAAAAAGAUCUGCCAAAUACUGUGGUGAAUGUUUUUUUUUUUUUCCCAAUGUUUAAUCUCUUGUGCAAGACCCUGUACUAUAACUGUAUUCUGUAAAACAACAUAAAUAUUGCUCUCACUCUUGGCAAAAAGUGCGUAUUUGCAUUAUCAAUAUUGUGUUGUAAAGUGUUCUGAUGAAAAUGUAAGUAUAUUUUUUCCAUGUGAAUGGAAAACAAUUUAGCUAACAGAUGUUUUUUUUUUUUCCAAAUAUGCUGUGUAAAUAUGUUCACACUUUCAUUCUUCUUUCUGAAACACGGUAUAGAGUAUAAUAUGUACAGAACGAUCACGUUUAUGUGACAAUUUCAUUUUGUAUGUUCCAUUUCAUUGUUAAUGAGUCUGAAGUACCCAGAUUAAAAUGCAUUUCAUUUCUAA
Silurus meridionalis is the source of this 4482-nucleotide messenger RNA. It is a transcript of the gene slc6a13, whose product is annotated as solute carrier family 6 member 13. The transcript has 16 exons. Gene Ontology annotation, cellular component: membrane. Lineage: Eukaryota; Metazoa; Chordata; Actinopteri; Siluriformes; Siluridae. Gene Ontology annotation, biological process: sodium ion transmembrane transport. The coding region runs from base 364 to 2193 and encodes 609 amino acids. The record is from RefSeq and is a predicted model, not a curated record.